AUGAGACUUUUUUAUAACUCAGAAGGUCAAUCAGGAAGACUGUAUAAGAUCAAUCUCAACGAAGUUUGUGAUGGAAGGGAUUUCAUUUUGCUUGGUGCGUGUUCCAGUGUUUAUAUUCGGUGCAGUUACGAUUUAUCGAGUUCAUUUCCAAGAGCCGUUAUUGAGAAAUAUGGUGCUCAAUGGAAGAAAUGCAUAGUUGAAAUAGAUAAUUUCCAGAUUUUCAAUGCAACAGUUUGUGAUGCAAUCAGCGAUAAGUGCCUAGCAGUAUUUGCUCGACAGACCCAACAAAUUAAUGCGGAAAUCGAAAUGAUUUUAGAAGAGAUAACUUUCUGCAAAGACGGACCGGGAAUAUACUUGUUCUUGGAUGGUAUCUGCUCUCGGCAAGCCUAUAUUUGCCAAGAUUAUAAGCAAGGCUUUGUAUUUGCUUGCCCCGCGGAAAUGAUAAUGAAAGUACGACCUUUUGGCUGCUUCACUUCCACACACGAGUGUAAUUCAGCUGAAAUUCUUACAAAAACCCUAACUUCACUAAGACAGUAUGCCAUACAAGAGUACUGUCAGCAUUCACUCACAGCCGUAUACAGUUAUGAUGUAUUAGGUUUUCCCAGAAUUCUAUGCAGAACAUGGUAUAUCAGAUGCAACGAAUUUAUUCAAGAUAUCAUUUACUGUGAAGAUGGCCUAAUUUAUGAUGCGAAAUUAAGAGAGUGCAGAGAACGAAGUGUUAAUGACCUCUGUAUUAUGCCUAAUAUAUGCAAGGGAGCUUCCUUUCUGCCACCAAAUUUGGAGUCAAAUCGAAAAAUUCAAGCGUCACAAAAAAAACGAAGGGGAAGUACUGGAGAGAAGCAUUGGAAACACAACAUGAUUAUUAUUAGAAAUCGGCAAGGACAAGCUGUGUCGUUAAACAAUUGCGAGAGGCAUUUUGUCCACUGUGACGGAGAAUUCACGCCAAAAGAAUUUGUCUGCGCGGAAGGAUUUGUCUUUUCGAAUGGCCGAUGUCUGCCCUCUGAACUUGAAAUUGGUUACGACUGUUGGCAAUGUCAAAAUGGCAUGCAACAGCAAUCGUCAUUUCAUAGGUGUAAUCAAGUAUAUAUUCGAGGAAUAUAUUUCGUCAUUAUUAAACAAUUUUUUCUUUCAUUUAUAUGACU
This is a messenger RNA of Thelazia callipaeda (thelaziosis nematode), 1142 nucleotides long. The record is from the annotation of a GenBank genome assembly. NCBI's taxonomy places the organism in Eukaryota, Metazoa, Nematoda, Chromadorea, Rhabditida, Thelaziidae.